GUGUGUGUGUGUGUAUGUGUGUAUAGUAUAUAUAAAAUUCACAUUUACUCAGCAUCUGCACACUUUUAUCAAAUUAUUGCUGAGCUAACCCAAAUGGUAAUUAAACUCUCAAGAAAGUAACUGCAGUACAAAUGCUAAACAAGAAAUGAAUGCGGUGAUGGGACAGGCUGAUUGCUUGAUUCAAAUAGAUGCAUUUCCUAUGAAUGAAAGAAGACAACCCACUAGAUGGGAUUAUGCAAGAAGCAGACAGGGUCAUUAACAACUUUCCUCUUCCCUCAGCCUCCAGCAGAAUACAGCAUUUCUCUCUUUCUGCUUAAGUGCUGGUGGUAUCUAUGCACAGCAGUGAAUGGGAGGGGGUGAGGAUGAACAAGAGCACACUCUGUUCGGAGCCAAAGAACAGUGGGCAAUGACUGUCUCUUCUUAAGUGCAUGUAGGUCUGUGCGUGUACAGAAAGAUGGAGUGGCUUGGGCAAUAGUUGCUCUUGGUGAUCUCAAGAGAAGGCCUCUGAAGUGUUGUGGUAGUGGCAGCUCCACUGCAUUCAUGGGAGGAGAUGAGCCAUUAGGGAUCAUCUUAAAGAGGUUCUCUUCCUCAUUAUCAUUAAUCAGAAAGCUCAUUUUUUAUAAUUAAUUAUAUAUGCAUGUGCGCCCUUAGAUGUUGAUAGAAGUAUUGUUUUUCUCCACAGAUCAGCUUCCUUUCUAGGCUGAUCCUAUAGUUUAAAUUACUCGACCUGUGCAUGGUGGAUUCAGCGUAGCAUUGGACCUUGUGCUUGCUGGGUGUGUGCAUGUGGUGGGGAAAGCAUGGCCUUGAAACUGCGACCUGGAUAGCUCCCUGACAACAGAACUGAAAACCACCUAUGUUCCUGGUUGAUGAAAGAGUUUUUAGUAGAAGUGGUAUCAGUUCUGACUGAAGGGAUCUUAGGAUGGGAAUGAGCACUAGUGUUCUGCAACCCAGCUUCCUCAAAUUCUUGUGGAUGUGCUUUGCAGGUUACAAGCAAACCUAAAGAUUUGUCUCCUUGGGCUCUACUUGUAGAUUUGGGAAAGGAUUUGAAGCAGAAAAGAGUGAUGCAGGACUUCCGUCAUGCUCAGUUGUCUAUAGAGCAUAAAUAGUGUCUCUAUGGUAAGUCAGCAGGAGACUUGGCUGAGUUGAAUGAGCCAUGCUUAAGAGAGCAGCUGAGAUGAUUUGGGAAGUCUUGAUGGGAUGAUACUCUGCUGUGUGGACUCAAGAGUUCACCUCUGGUCUGUGCUAACUUCAGAACAGGGAGAGUUAAUCUAAUAGAGCACUAAGAAAACCCACCAACUCCCACACCCUUCAAGUUAACCAGCAUAUUUGACAUUUUCAAUUCCAACAUAUUUUAUCAUCCCUGGUCUAACUGAAGGAGAAAAACACAAUAAUUUGGCACAAAACACUCUGCAUCCUAAUCUAAAUCUGAACUUACAAAUUCUCAUUUGUCUGUCUUCCUGCCUCAGUGCCUACAUUGUAGUGGCCCAUGCAACAUCCAAGCUCUUGCUGCAGUGUGGGACAUCCAUUUAGAGUUUGAUGCUGAAUUAGGUUAACAGGCUACAGUAUUGUCUGAGGAAGAGGGAUAGACUGGGAAGCAGAUGAGAGAAUAUUUACUCUGAAAUGAAAAUCUUAAAACCUAGAAAUGGCCAUGGUACAAUGAUGUUAGCCUUCGGUUUAAACAAGCCCUUCACACAUUUUCUGACUCACUGAAUUAUUUUUAAGUAUUCUCACUGGGCAAAAGAAAGGUUUCUGAGAGGCCCCAUAGAAAGGCAGCUUGAACUAGUCUUACAGUUAGUAGUGUCAGUCUGAAACUGGACUUCCUCUUUUAGUUUGGCGGCUAGCAUGGAAAAAGUCUGCUUCAGAUAGUUGUUCAGCUUGAUCUUUGGGUAUAGCCUGCAGACUGGAACAGAAAUUGCCUUGGGUUUAUGGGGAAAAGAGGCAGGAAAUAAUAUCUCUAAAUCAAGCUGCAAAUAAAUAUUUGAAUGGGCUUACUUAAAACAGGCACCCAAAAAAAUUAUUGAUUAGGUGGGGCCCUGAUGUUGUAGCUCUUCAACUGGAACAUGCUAUGGAACAGGGACAUUCAGUAUUAAUGCCUAACUACGGAAUUUUCAAUUUCUUGUCUUCCAGUGUUGAGUUUUGUACUGGACCCUUAACUGCUUGAUAUUUCACAAUUGCUUUCUCUAGUGUGGGGAAAAUAGUUUUCUUCAAUGUUCAGCUCAAAGCGUGCCAUGUUUAAUGGGAUGUCUUUCUUGCCAGAUUGUCUGCAAUCCACUUUUGUAAAGAGGUGAAUACACUAAUGUGGGAUAGAAAGUCGUGGUGAGCCCUUUGUAAUGCCUCUUGUGGUCAUUGUCCACUUUUGCAGGCAAGCUGUGUUUAUAAUAUCCUGGGAGUAAGUGAUAUUAUAAUCACUAGAAAAUUCAUUACACUACUUGCACAGAAGCUUCCAGAUAAGACUCCAAAUUCAAACAGAAAUGAUCUACUGUAAAAUGGAGAGGGAGGUGACUCUCCAGAAGCUAUAGUAAUGGGGUAACAUUAACAGCUGCUGUUAAUGUGCUCUGUCCCUUUGCUACCUCUUUUUGCCUUGGUGCAUGGGAGUAGAAAGGAAGGUGUGCCAGAGUCAUAUGUCUUUAAAUGCUAGCACUGUGAAAGUGAGCUUACCUAAAUUCAGACUGCUGCUCAGUGCAUCAUUAGAGCUCAUUGCUGCCAAAACAGAUGUGGUGGGUUGUAGAAUAGGUGCCAUUACAGCCUUUGUAGCUGAGCCUCAAGAGUUCUGACUUGUCUGUGUGGAAGUUGAAUGCUUAACUUCGUCCCCCCUCUCAGAACAUGAGGACAUGUGGCCUCAGUUGUGUCACUGACAGACAGAAACUUCAGAAUAAUAUCCUUACUGUCAGUGCAAAGAACAGGCUCUUUUUACCUCAUCUGCUGCAUGUCAAGCAAAAAAAUUCAUGUUGGUGCUUGUGCAUUUUAUGCAAAAUCCCUUGAAUUAAAUGACUCAUAUUUUGGAGACUCAUUCUGGAAAAUGCUGUCCUUCCUUGUAGCUUGUAUGGGGAAGAGUCUGCAGUGGAUAUGGGAGGUUAAAACUACUGAGAACUGAGGUCUCAUGUAGACUGAUGCUUGAAAGGUGUGGUCCUGCUCCUCUCCUGCCAUCUCCAUAGUGGGUGUUUUGAGUGACCAAUCUUGAUAAAAGCCAUUUAAGAAAUCAAAUCUGUCCUUUCUGGCAGAUGUCUCCAUUUACAUUGACUUGUAGCAGCUGGGAAGUUUCAGCUCAUUUUAGGGGAAAUCAUUCUUUCUCUUUCCACCCAAUAGUGGAAAAUUAGAAGAAAUAAUUCUCUUUCUUUCCACCCAAUAGUUACAGUAAGUGCAAAACCUCUGUAGAAACUAAAUCUCUCUUGGCAAUUAGCUGCUUCCUGGCAGUGCUGAGCAUUUACAACCUGUUUCUGCUUCCAGCCCUGAAGGAAUCGAACUGCUUUACUCAAUUGCCAUCUAAAGCUUUGCCAUCCUUUUAAUUUCUCUGCUAACAUUGCUCAGCACUUGCAAGUUUUAGCCAUCAGUGAGAAUCAGCAAUUGGGCACAGCUUCAAAAGUCUCAUUUUCCUAGGUGGUGGUGUAGUUAUUCUGAUACACAGCUUCCCUGGACAAAGAGCUGUGCUUCAAUGCCCAUUGUUUUUAAUAAGGGGAUUCCUCUUGACCGAGCAAUUUCAGAAGGAGUUUGUGUUGUGUAAUUUAAGGAGUUUUUGUUUUAGAAAGGGUUGGAUGUUCACCUUCAUGGAAAGUCAGGUGUCUGUUCAACCUGAGUAAGUCCUCAAUACAUACACAGAGAGCAUGUAAGAAUGCUGGUGUACCAUCCCAGGAAACUGUACCCUGAGUAGGAGCUGCUGCAAACUCAAGAGCUUGCAGGUGAAGCCUGCAUUGGAAGUUGCAGAAGAUGGGUUAUAUGUUCUUGAAACAAAAUUUGCAAAGCUACUGUCAUUCAUUGCUGAAUUAUGUUCCUUAUUGUUGCAACAUCUGUGACCUGAUUCUAAACUUAUCAUUGAUCUUUGGAGCACAGCACUAUUUCUUUUUGUUAAUUCCACUGCCAUUGUAACCAUGUUUUCCUAAAGAAUACUUGCCUGAAUUGGCUUCCAUUUCUCAACAGUUUGGACAGAACAAGGUGUAACAGGGGAAGUCUUUACAUUUUUGAAAUUAUUUUCUUUGCAGGCUGUUAGUGACUUCUUUUCAUCUUGGUGCUUGCAAACUUUGUAGUAAGGCAGCCUUAGCUAAGCAACUUUUUUUCCCUAAUGUGACCAUCUGUCACUAUGGCAGGAAGUCCUAGAAGUGCCGGAACUGUUCUUCAUUUUGUGGCACAGCACACAUAAAAGAAGAACCUGAAGAUUAAUAUAUAAGUGCUUAAUAUAUAAGAAGUUUUUUUAAAAUGGUAAGUGCAGAAGGAGGACAGAGGCUUGGGAAGACAUGACAGAAAACAUGACUUGUGAAGACAUGUCAGCAACAGAAAAACCAUCAGAGGGACCUGGGUUACAUAAUCUUGUAGCUAAAGCUGUAAGCAGCAAAGUCCAUUCAGGCUCUGCUCCCAUUAACUUAGACAUGUACUUUCGUCAUCUUCAAUUACUCAAUCAUAAUGAAAAAUCUUGAUAAACUUGUGUUUUGGCAGCUUAUUUGAUAUGUGAACUUGACUAGAUUUCCUUUGGACUUUGGGUGUAAACAGUACAUAAAUCAAUACUAGAGAUGGGAGAGUUCAAUUUCACAGGAAUUAUAACUUUAAAUUGUUUCAAACACAGAAAAAAAAGUUUUGAAUUCUACUUAAAAAAUAAAACUCUCAAACAUAUCAAGACAUCUUCUUUGGACCCCAUAGCCCCUUUCUAAACAGAUUUUGAAAGCUUCAAGAAAAUCCAACUCACUCUUUUCAGGAUUAGUCCCAUCCUUACACUAGGCUUGACAAAUCUCUCUGAAUUUAAAGCCAGGCAGUGAUAAUCUUGGCUCAUGCAGCUUUAACUGCAACAUAUCUGCCUCUGUCACCUCUGUGGCUGGGCACAUUCUUUUAGUGCUGUAGAAGUGGUGUUGCAGCUUAGAGGACAUCUCAUGUGACAUCUGACAUCUGGAUGGAGCAAGCAGGAUGGAGUGCAGCUGAAACAGGAGCUGAAACACAUCUCUACAGUGUGCCUUCUAACCUGGGCAUCCCCUCCGGUGUAAACAAGCUGAUAUGGAGUAGCUCGUGUGACAGAACUAUCCUGACCUUAUAGCAAAAGCUUGUCCUAGGGCUUCAAAAUUUCUGUGGUACCAGAGCCUGGCAGUAGCCUUAGAAUUGAAAAGACUGAAAGCAUUAGAUACAAUGUUACAUCUGGUUCUACAAAAGAAAACCCUUGAGUCCAAUUGUGCACUUAGGUUAGGCACAGCUUGACCUCAAUUAGGCGCUUUCUGAUGUUUCCUUCAGGAAUUCAGCAGGUUGCUUUCUGGGGGUAAGAGGAUGGGAGGAGCUGAAUUUGGAUUAUUGAGCAACUAUGUAAACUCCAGAGCUGUUGCAAGCUGUGGAAAGUUGGUGUGGUAAGGAUGAGAGGGUCGAGUGACUGUGAGGCUGUCCCCAAAAGCCAAGGACAAAACAUGGACAUAGAAAGCAUCAGCUCUUCAGAUUAAUUCUGUUUGGAACUAGAACUGGCAGGUGUUCAUCUUCAUGAAGGAAAGAAACACGAGGACUAGAACUGUAGUGUUUACUUCAAGAUGCCCCAAAGGGAAAAUACUCAUCUGCAAGCCUCUUCUUUCAAAACUGCCUGUGUUCUUUCAAUCAAAGAAAAACGUUUUUUGAGAAAGAUGACUUGUGAAGUCUGUGAACAAAGCUGUCUUCACAAGGAUACCGAAUGAAAGACAUCAUGCCUUACAAGGGACACUGGUCUUGAAGGGUGACACUGUGCUCUUAAACUAAACUAAAACACAGGCACUGUAAAAACACUGAUCCUGAACAAGAGUAAGGAUUAUAAAAACUGCAUCAGAAUGUUUGUUAGUCCCAGAAGAGUCAGAAAAUGCCAUUUUUUGCAGCUAUGUGCCACUUGCUUCAUACUGUCUCUCAUGAUUUUUUGGGUACCGUUUGAUAAUCACAUUGUGAGCCAUAUGAAGUCCUAUUCCUACAGAUACCUCAUAAAUAGCUACCAUUUUGUGAAUGACAGCCUGUCUAUCAGCAGGGAUAACCUGAACAGAGUAUCAAGCUACCAGUACUUGAUCAACCACAGAGAGAAAUGUCAGCAGCAGGAUGUCCUUCUCCUAUUGUUUGUGAAGUCUUCUCCCGAAAACCGUCAUCGAAGGGAUGCAAUUAGACAGACUUGGGGUAAUGAGAAGUAUGUUCGUUCUCAACUUAAUGCCAACAUUAAAACCCUUUUUGCUUUAGGACGACCAACACACCAUCUGCAGAAAACACAGCAGCAAAGACAGCUUGAGCUCGAAGACCAGAAAUACCGGGAUUUGAUUCAGCAAGACUUCUUGGAUACUUUUCACAAUCUUACUCUUAAAUUGCUUUUACAGUUUAGCUGGGUGAAUGCCUACUGCCCUCAUGCCAGGUUCAUUAUGUCUGCAGAUGAUGACAUAUUUAUCCAUAUGCCAAAUCUCAUUGCUUAUCUCCAAAGCCUCACACGAAUGGGUGCUCAGGAUCUCUGGAUUGGUCGUGUCCAUCGCGGAUCCCCUCCCGUAAGAGACAAGAGUAGUAAAUACUAUGUUCCAUAUGAAAUGUACCAGUGGCCCUCUUACCCUGACUACACAGCAGGAGCUGCGUAUGUAAUAUCAAAUGAUGUAGCAGCUAAAGUCUAUGAGGCUUCAUUGACUCUGAAUACGAGUCUUUAUAUAGAUGAUGUUUUCAUGGGUCUCUGUGCCAAUAAAAUGGGAAUUGUACCACAAUAUCAUGUAUUUUUUUCUGGGGAAGGAAAGGCUCCAUAUCAUCCCUGCAUUUAUAACAAGAUGAUGACAUCUCAUGGACACGUAGAUGAUCUUCGCCAGCUCUGGAAGCAGGCUACAGAUCCCAAAGUUAAAAAGAUUACUUCAGGGAUUUGGGGUAGAAUGUACUGCAGACUAGUCAAUAUUGUGCUUCUCUGUAAACUGUACUAUGUGGACACAUAUCCUUGUUCAGCUGCGUUUUCUUAAAACUUGAAUAUCUGCAUUGAAGAUCCACUGAGCCAAGACAGAGCAACAACAUUUUAGGUGUUUAUCCAAAAUAUAUGUAAACAUGGAAAGAGGUAAAAUUUACACGUGAAUACUUGGGGUGGGCAGAGGGAGAGGAAGAAGAUGGUCCCAGGGUCCCAGAUUCUGUUCAGAGACUUACUGGAAUAGCUCUCCUGUUGUACUUCAACUUUUUACUUUGUAGCCUGUUUUUUUACACUCUUCAAGGGAUGCAAGUCUGGAUUAUAAGUGAACUAUAAUGGACUUGACUUCUAGACUUUGAAAUGCUUGUUGAAAAUAUCUGUUUCUUUGAACUUGUCAGUAAGUCUUGAUGGUUUUUAUAAAAGCUUUGUCAACUAAGGCAUGUGGCAAAAACCCCCUGUUAUAUCAGAAUGGAGUAGACCUUUCAAAGCAUGAGGGAAGUGGAACUUCUGAUUUGAUGAAUGAGGCUAUCACAGCAGUUUAGGUAGUGUAAACUCUACAAAUAUUCACCAUUUCUCAGUGCUUCAUACAAAGUCAGUCUGGACCUGCACAGCUGACAAAUAGUGAGGGCUAGAAGUGAAGAUCUGCUACAAUUGUUUUCUCAAAGCUGCCUAAAUCUUUGAAAUAGGGAAACAGUGUUUGGAUGCCAUCUGACUUGGUGGUUAAAUAACAAAGGAACCCCCUUUAAAACCUGAAGCUAUAAAAAACCAAAUACCACUUAUGUGACUGGUCGGGCUAAUAUUUCUCUGUCUUCUGAAAACUGAACCAGCACAUUUGAAAAGUCCAAUCUUUAAUAAGCAAAUAAGUUAAGUUAGUUUUCUUCUAAUAAUGCUUCUGUUUUCCAGUAUUCCAAAGGUGAAAAGCAAGCAAAAGUCCCCAGGAGUGUUACUUAGAGCUAGUUACAGACUUAAAGACUUUAAAAAAGCAAAAUUUCAUGCUUGUACUAACAGAGAAGGAGGAUAUUUUCUGUACAAACUUUGACUUUGCAUUGAAGGGAUAGGGAGAUGGUGAUUCACACAAACUCAGUACACACAUAAUAAUAACUAAAAUAUUUCUCCUGAAGUCAAAAUUAUCUUUAAAAUUUCAGGGUUGUUGGUGUCCACAAACCCCUGUACCUUGAAUAUAUCUCAAUGUUAAUAUCACUUGCAAAGGAACAAGAUGCCUGUGCUUUGUAAGCCAAAACAGAGCUAAGUGAUGUGCAAACUGCAGCCCUUAUGAGUUGGCCUGAGGUGCCAUAAAGAUCCUGCAGAGAGCCAGAGUUGUAGGCUGCCUGCAGUCCUUGCACAGCUCAGUCACGGUGCUUCCACAGACUCUCAGGACAGAUAUCUUAGUUGCUCAUUGCCAAACCUGUGGCAGCUGUACAGGACUUGCUAGUUUGAAGCUGUGAGUAGUAAACUUGGUGUAACUAACUGCUACUGCUCUUGGAGCUGUGCUGCAGGUUUUGUGGUUUGAAUGGAUAAUGGCAUCUGUCAUUCUGCAGACAGAAUCCAGGAGUGAGCUUGCUGACUGUUCUCUAAGCUGUUCAGAUGGAGGGUAGGUAGUUACUGGAACUAAGCCAAACAUGUAACUUUCUAUCACUGGUUUUGCAGAAGGAAGAUAAUAAGAUUCCUAACUGGUCCCAAAUGUUGGACAUAGAAAGAGCUCACAAAGAAAUCCUUUAUCAGUGUCAGAAUGACUGACAACUAUAACAGCUAUACUUCAGAAGGAAAAAAUCCAAUUCCUUUCUUGCCUAAACAAAUGGAUAGUAGUACUGGGGAUGUAGAUAUUUAUAACCUGUUGCAUACAGAGAAAAAAUAAAUGCACGUAUAGAGAAAGUAUUGUGUAUUGAAGGAAAGCUGCUUCAUCAGAUUUCUGACUUCUUGUGAGCCAUUUAAAUCAACAAAGCUGCACAGCAAAACUGCACUGCUAGAAAAGCCACCCUGUUCACUAAGGGAAAGAGGGUCUUUAUAUGCAGUAUGCAACCAAAAAUGUGCUAGUAAGACUAUAGUCUUCCAGCAUAUCUGUUUUAUGUGUUGGGAUUUGUUUUCACUCAUACAUGCAAAAGUAAUCUUUAAGUAGCUUUAACUAGCUAACAUCUAAAAUGCUGCUUAAAAGUAGUUGCCAUUAUCUGAAAAUCACUUUUGACCAUUGAAAUACUUUGUUUUACAGUUGGUUUGAGCUUUGUUUGGAUUGUUUCUUAAUCUUAAAAGGGCCUUGAUGUUUGUAGUACGCAUUUUCUUUUGCUGCAGUGAAAAGAAGUUGCUUGUUGAAUAAAAAGGAAAGCAUGAAGGCACUCCUUUCAAAAAAUAGAAGAGACAUAGAAAACAUAUUUUCUGGUUCUAAACACAAAUGAAGAUUUGUACACUUCCAUCAGGAAACUUUUUUAACAAUAGUCUCAGUGCUCCAAUGCAGGGCUGAUAGGUUUUACUUCAAAUGAAACUGUAUCAGCCUGAAUGGUCACUCCUCAUUAAGAGUUUGACAUUGUUGCACAGCAUAUUUAAUGCUUUUUUUUUUUAUCUGUUUGUUUGGUUUGCAUCAGUUUCCCUUUGAUAUUACUAAUUUUUAUACAAAGUAUUCAAUAUUUAUUCUUAAACUUUUCUCUGUACCACAGAAAGACAGUUGUUUUGUAAAAUUUGUUUUGAAUAAACAGACUUAUUUCUUUUAAAAAAAACAUAAGAAUGCAGAAAAGGUAAAUAUCUCUUGUUGCUUUCUUUGUAACUGACAGGAUCAGUUCUGAUACUUUUAAGUGUUGUUCUGAGUUCCCUUUUACAAGAGGACUUCAAACUGCCCCUAAUCCCCGCCCCUGCCCCCGGUGUGUGCAAAAAGCAAAAUUGGUGUUCCCAAGAAAAAGAGAGAGCUCACAAAUUUGUUUACCAAGCUUCUAGGUCUAAAGUUGUAUAAAAUUGCCAGGUAUUAAAAGCUGAACCUGUUGUUAAUGUUAUAAUUUGUAUGUUCUCUUCAGGCAGCUGUUCCCCUGGAGAUGUGUAUCUGUCUACACAAGAUUUCAGAUCAUACUUUGCACCUUUGGAAAAGUAGCUGAUGAUCUGGGGACCAGACAU
This is a messenger RNA of Motacilla alba alba, 10153 nucleotides long. RefSeq names its product UDP-GlcNAc:betaGal beta-1,3-N-acetylglucosaminyltransferase 5 (gene B3GNT5). Gene Ontology annotation, cellular component: membrane. Lineage: Eukaryota; Metazoa; Chordata; Aves; Passeriformes; Motacillidae. The record is from RefSeq and is a predicted model, not a curated record. The transcript has 2 exons. The coding region runs from base 5982 to 7118 and encodes 378 amino acids. Gene Ontology annotation, biological process: brain development.